This is a messenger RNA of Fraxinus pennsylvanica, 636 nucleotides long. Lineage: Eukaryota; Viridiplantae; Streptophyta; Magnoliopsida; Lamiales; Oleaceae. The record is from the annotation of a GenBank genome assembly.
AUGGAUCUACCGGAGCAUAUCAUUUUAGAAAUUCUGCUACAUUUGUCCGUUAAAGGGAUUGUAAUGUGCAAGUGUGUGUGCAAAACUUGGCAACAUCUAAUUUCUAGCCAUCACUUUACCAAGCAUCACUUUGCACGUUCAAAAGCUUUGCAUGUGAUUGAAUCUGGGCAGCAAGUAAUCCUGAAGCUUGAUACCAAAUUGAAGAGUCCUUUGCUCAAUGUUGAUGCUCAAGAGAUUGCUUUCCAUGAGGGGAAUACUAAGAGGAAGCGAACCAUUAACCUAGAUACCAAGAAUCACAAGAUCAUUAUAGUGAAUUCAUCUCCUAGCAAUGCUGAUGAGAGUACGGUGUCUUGUGGAUUUGGAUUUUGUCAACAGACAAAUCAAUAUAAGGUUCUUAGAGUGUUGUCUCAAGGAAAAAAUCAACAUGCUAAAUCACAAAUUGAAGGAACAACAUUCUAUCCUUAUAGGGUGGUUGAGAUUCAUACUCUUCAGACCAAAUCAUGGAGAAACAUUGGAUUUGCUCCCAGCUUCCAAAGCAUAACGUCUCCAACCUAUCUUAAUGGGGUCCUUUAUUGGAUUGGUGAUGGAUGUAGCGGGAAGGAUCUUAAUGGGGUCCUUUAUUGGAUUGGUGAUUGA